GGUAGCAUAGGAACCGAGGCCAAAAGUCUAAAUCCGAAAUAUAAAUUCGCAGGCGCGCCGCUUUUUCCCCCGACUUCUUUUCUCACUCACUGUGCGAAUGAGUGAGAGAGAUCUUCGUUCUCUUUCUAGGGUUUUCCCCUGGGAUUUUCACACCUCGAUCGUCCCUCCUUUUUUUUACAUAGAGAACCCUAGCUCCGGCUCCUCUGCCUAUACUGAGAUUCUCCAACGCCGCCGCCUGGCGCAGUUUUCGCCGAAGCAGCUAAAGCAGAACCCUUCCAUGGCAGCGGAAUCCGUUGCUUCAACUGCAAGAGACCUCCCACCAGAGGUCUUUGGGACGAACACUCCGCCGGAAAAGCCUCAGGGUCGGGUUCUCCCAACCAGAUGUUCAGCAGAUGGCGAUGCUGGAGCUCGGACCCUCUCGAGCAUAAUGCAGAAACUAUCCAAGGGGGACGAACUUGAAAGUUCGCAUGAUCAGUGUAAUGCUUGCACAGAAUUCUAUGUCCAAAAGGGCAUUGGCUAUCUAAUUGAUGAGGACUCAAUUGAGGAAUAUGAAAAGGUGGCAAAGGAAAAGAGGAAGGAGAAAUUGGAGCAACAGGAAGGAGUGGAGUUAAAUUUUCUCAGCAAACUUGGUCAUGUCCAAAAGAUUGAGAUUCUGAAUGGCAUUGCUGACAUGAAGAAUGAGCUCAGGUCCUUCAUGCUAUGGGUUCUAUGUUCCGAAUUUCCUGUUUUUAUAUGUGAUUCUGUCUGUAAUUCUGAAUUCUUAUUUUAAAGGGGCUACUAUAGGGAAGGGCCAAAAAUUUCAUUUUCUUUCAUCUGAAAUUUCUUUUU
Messenger RNA from Magnolia sinica, 828 nucleotides. RefSeq lists its product as uncharacterized. Gene Ontology annotation, cellular component: cytoplasm. Gene Ontology annotation, molecular function: ubiquitin protein ligase activity; zinc ion binding. The record is from RefSeq and is a predicted model, not a curated record. NCBI's taxonomy places the organism in Eukaryota, Viridiplantae, Streptophyta, Magnoliopsida, Magnoliales, Magnoliaceae. The coding region runs from base 98 to 769 and encodes 223 amino acids. The transcript has 2 exons.